Molecule: messenger RNA, 1191 nt
Organism: Prunus avium (sweet cherry)
Lineage: Eukaryota; Viridiplantae; Streptophyta; Magnoliopsida; Rosales; Rosaceae
Source: RefSeq, a predicted model, not a curated record
AUGGAUUGUGUGGAAGAAUUUGGGAGUGCUGAAGAAAUAAGGGAUUGGUUCACUGAGUGUGUGGUUGUAUCAGAGUACGCGGAAGCUAAGCCUCUGUUUCUACUUGCAGUUUUUGCCCUCGCAAAGUUAAUGAAUGCGAAUGAAGAUCACAGCCAGCUUUCUGCUAUUGCAAGGCGAGGUUCAGGCAGUGCUUGUCGCAGUUUGUAUGGGGGAUUUGUCAAGUGGAUCAUGGGAAAAGAUGAGAAGGGAACCGACAGUCUUGCAGUUCAACUCGCGGACGAGAAGCACUGGGAUGAGCUUGUCAUUGUUAUUGCUGUGGUCAGUUCACAGCAGAAGGAAACGAGUAGCACUACAGGAAUGCGUGAUACUGUUGAAACAAGUUUGCUCUUACAACAUAGAGCGAAGGAAGUGGUACCCAAACGCAUAUUAAAAAUGGAAGAAGCCAUAAAAAAUCAUGAUUUUGCUUCUUUUGCACAACUGGCCUGUACUGACAGUAACCAGUUUCAUGCUGUUUGCCUCGACACAUGUCCCCCCAUAUUCUACAUGAAUGAUACAUCCCACAGGAUAAUCAGCCUUGUUGAAAAGUGGAACCGUGCAGCAGGAACGCCUCAGGUGGCAUAUACAUUUGAUGCGGGCCCGAAUGCGGUUCUAAUCGCACGUAACCGAGAAACUGCUGCCCUUUUGGUUCAGAAGCUGCUAUUCUGCUUUCCUCCAAAAUCUGAUGCAGAUUUGAACAGUUUCGUUCUUGGUGAUAAGUCCAUUCUGAAAGAUGCUGGGGUUGACAGCCUGGAGGCUAUCGAAAGUUUGCCCGCACCUCCAGAAAUCAAGGAUCCAUCCCAGAGGCACAGAGGAGAUGUUAGUUACUUUAUUUGCACAAGACCUGGGAGAGGUCCAGUUGUGCUGUCAGAUGAAAGUCAAUUUCUUCUCAACCCUGAAACUGGGUUGCCGAAGUAAGUUCAGAAGAUUUCCCUUUCUUUCACGGUGUUCUGUUCUUUCUCAGGACGAUUCAAAUGGCUGUGUGAGCCUGAAGUAGUUCGUUCAGAUGAUCCUUUUAGGCUGAACCCAAGAAUUGUCUUAAAAUGAUUAUCCGAGUUCAUCUCAGUUGGACAGUUUCUGUUGCUUGUUAUUAUGGUCUUUAUACUCACUGCCUUUGACACAUUAAUGAAUAAAUUGUCUAUUGUUCAUCAGAAA